Messenger RNA from Durusdinium trenchii, 2622 nucleotides. The record is from the annotation of a GenBank genome assembly. NCBI's taxonomy places the organism in Eukaryota, Dinophyceae, Suessiales, Symbiodiniaceae.
AUGGAGCCAGUGUCUCGCCGGACCCGGCAGCCCUCCACUCUUGAGCUCCUUCUUGGCAACAGAAGCAGCGACUCAGGCGUCACUGAACUGGUCGGCGUUGCUUUGUUGUGGCUGGGUGGGAGUGUGGUGCUACUGCGCAAGUCAUCUCUCUUCGCCGUGCUCUUCACAUCGCAGCGGAGCGGAAGUCAGUGGCUGUCGGCUGCGCUUAGAUACCCUUUCCUUGUUCUCCUCCACUGCCUAAGCAUCAGCGUCACCGGUUGCCUCCAGCGACGGGUUGCUACAAAGUGGAGGCAGAACAUCACUCGGAAGCUACACCGAUUCUAUUUUCAGAAGCAGAAUUUUUAUCGGCUUCAAUCCGAGAGCAAGGAGCACGUCAUCACUGAUGCCGACUUGCGAAUCUGCCGAGAUGUGCAUGAAAUGGCACAUGCAACAUCAGAGGUGGCAGUCUCAUUGAUUGAAGCUUUGAUCAAGACCUGGGUCUUCUCGGGCUUCACAGUGCUUCAAAAGAAGUGGCUGGGAGGCUUCUUGCCACCCGCCGUUUUCUUGCUGGCCGUGAAGAUCGUCUUAGGCACUCAUCCAGAAGAUGCCAAAAAUGUGCAGGCGUCGCUUCAGCACUUUGAGGGAAGACUGAAGCAACAUUUUAGUCGAUUGCAAAGUCGAUCAGAAAGUAUUUUGAUGAUGCAAGGGGAGGCUUUUGAGCUAGAUUUGCUGCAAAAGACCCUCCGAGACUUGUCCACGAUUGCACGAAAGCUCUUCGACUUGAUGUUUCCUCUGGAAAUGACAGAAUGGAUGUUUUUGCACUCCAUCCAGGCUGCAAGUCUACUUGAGCUAGUUGCAUUUGCUGCCGUGCUUGCAUACAUGACUCCUCCGUUUGGAGAAUCCUUUGAGCAGAAGGCUUUUGUCGUUGGACAGCACUUGCGGAAUGUCCAGAACUUUUUCAAUGUAUGUUCUGCUUGGAAUGCAUUUUUGUCCUCCCGCACUCUGCUCAUGACUAGUACUGCUGCGACGAACCGCGUGAAGCAACUCUAUGUCAAGCUCGAGGGAUUGGAGGCUCCAGUAGCCAAGCCCAAGCCCAAGCGCAAGCACAUGCCUAAGCUCGAGCCUCCCGAAACCUUCACCGAUGAGGGAGAGCUGGUGUCCUUCAAAUCAGUAACCAUCCAUACACCCAGCAAGCAGGCACUGUUGCGGGAUCUCAGCUUUUGCUUGUCACACUCGGCCCCGUUGCUCGUGUGCGGUCAGGCCUCCAGUGGGAAGACGGCCCUGGCACGUUGUCUCUUCGGGCUUUGGCCCAUCAGCAACGGUCAGGUGUCCAGACCCGGUGGCUCAGAGCGCCACAUCGAAGGGAUUCCCUUCCCAGAGGAUCUCCUCUACGUACCUGAAACACCAUUGCUUGGGUGGGCCUCCACUCUGUCUGACGAAGUGACCUUCCCAAGGCCCAUGGCAGCUGGACUGCCACAUGAAGAGUUGUAUAAGUGGCUUGCAUAUGUGGGCCUGGAGCACCUUGCCAAGGACACAGAGCUCACAAGCCUUUCACUCCGAGAGAAACAAGCCCUUGGCUUCGCCAGAAUUUUGUUUCACCGCCCUCAUUUCGCCAUACUGGAUGAAUGCACAUCUGCAAUGGGACCGGAGUUGGAGCGGCAUUUCCUGCGGCUUUUGCGAGAAUUAGGCAUUGGCUACAUCACGAUCGCACGUCGGCCCAGCCAAAGUCUGAAAAAUGAACACUCGCGGCUGUUGAUGAUCCAGGGGGCUCGUGGAGAAGAUACCCGGGGCUGGAAGCUUUCAGAACUCUCUGAGGUCACCAUGAAGCCCCGAUGUCGCUGCAGUGCGGAGGCCUUCCAACGUUUGGAUUCCUACUUGGAGUGCCGGCACUCCGAUUCGGAGGAGAUCGAGCCAGCCACAAGCUCUUCAACGCUUUCACGAAGCCGUCCAAAAGCGAGGGAGACCGUGGAGUUGCGCUGGCGUAGUGCACCCGCACGGCUUUGGGCCACACUGCAAUUGGGGCUGUUGACCUCUGGUCGACGCCGGACCAUCUUGCAAAAGGCAGGACUGAUUUUGCUCCUGCUACACGCAAGAACCAAGCUCUACUGGAGAUUUUGUCAAAACCUCUCAGGUAGUCUCCAGGCCUUGCUCUCACGAGACCUGGCUGCUGUAGCCAAGCAACUGCUCUUUGGUGCGUUGGUCGCGCUGGGCAGUGGCUUUGCGGAUCAGGUCCUGAGAUACCAAGCAAAGCUGGCGACGUUGGAGCUUUGGAGCGGUGCUGUGAGCCAUCUACAGCGAAAGCUGAUGCGCGAGCUUACGCUUUUGCGGGUAGAAGAAGAGGUCUCUGAGCCCAUGCAGCGGCUGGCAGAGAUUCGAAGUAUUUUUGAAAGUCUCGGCUCCAAUGGCUGUGAAGCCCUCUUGGCCACAGCACAGCUGGUCUUUGUGGCGCCAUUCCUGGUGAGAAGUUUGGGCACAUGGUCGUUUCUUUUUCUGGGGCAUUUUCUGGUGCUGAGGCUGCUUCAGAGAUCAGAGCUGCGAGAGGACCUUCAAUUUCAGGCUUGGAUGGAACCAAAGUCCUGGAACUUGACGGGAUCCUGGUCGCUACUGGCAAUCAUGUUUGGUUUGCAAAGCACCAAGGUGUAA